GAAAGUGAUAGUGGUCCGCCCGGCGAUAAAUGUCUCAAUGUAUGAGGGCACUCCAAUAUCUGCUAUACAUGCUAUUGCACAUCCCCCCCUAUCUCUUUCGCUCUGUCCGUUUCUUGGUCUUCAGGAAGUGAUCCGUGAUGCCUGUCGAGAUUGCUCCUCUUCUUCUCCUUCUCCUUCUUUUCGUUCUCCGCAACCUUCAGCAUAUAGCGAGCGAAACCAUUCACUCAUAUUUUUUUUUUGCGAUCGUUCAUCUUGUCGUGCUCUGGGUUGGGCUUCGUAGUCGCUUGGAAAGUUUUUGCGCCAUCUUCCUCUUUGUACAGCCGGUUCCCUAUCAUCCGCCUCCUCCUCGUCGUCUCCAUAAUUCAACCCCGUCCCUGUCGCCACAACCCUCCUCGUCGUUGCCAUCAACCAAUGUGAGAUACAUAUAUAUUAAAUGCCUACAUACGUUGCCAUUAACCAAUGUGAGAUACGUAUAUAAUGAAUGCCUACAUACAUGCAUAUAAGGGAGAGAAGCCUCACAUCCUAAGCUAGAAAUUCCUACAUAAGCGAGUGCCAUUGCUCUGCUUUGGGGCUAAAACCAGUACAGCACGUUUCCACAGCCGGCCUGAGAAUAAAAUACUACGCGUCGGAAACUUACCGUCAAUCUCCAAGCCGUACAGCCCCGCACGCAACCCCGUCGUGCUUUCCCUGACUGGCGGCACACGCGACUCGAUCCUCC
Fimicolochytrium jonesii is the source of this 718-nucleotide messenger RNA. RefSeq lists its product as uncharacterized. The transcript has a single exon. The record is from RefSeq and is a predicted model, not a curated record. The coding region runs from base 138 to 503 and encodes 121 amino acids. Lineage: Eukaryota; Fungi; Chytridiomycota; Chytridiomycetes; Spizellomycetales; Powellomycetaceae.